AACAACCAUUUCUCCUUCCACAAAAACCCCUGUGUCUCUCUCCAAAACCCUAACCCUCAAAGCUCUCUCUCGAUCGGAGCUGGUCUUUAAUGUCGAUUUUCUCGUCCAUUUCGUCAGCAUUUCAUGUCCUUCUUCCAAAAUCCUAGAAAUUCCGUCUUAUUCUCUUCUUCUCGUUUUUUCGAGCUCUUUCAUGGCUUCACCUUGCUGCAAGUUGCCAGAUCUGACUCUACCUUGACCCAUUGACAUUAAUACCCUCCCACUUUCCCCCUUUCUAGCUCCACUGUUCUUCUUUUCUCGUGCUUUUUACCUCGAACUUCGAUACCCUCCUUUUUCUGCGUUUCCAAGAGAGGUAGAGAGAAGUCGAACUAGGGUUUUCUUGAACUGGGGUUUGCUUCCUUUUCUUCUUUCUUUGGGCCGUACAGAAAAAAUGCAGGUUCUUGGGAGCCCUAGAAGCUUCCUAAUGGAUACCAGCUGUGGAACUUUGCUCAGAGAGCUUCAGCACAUAUGGACCGAGAUUGGUGAGAGUGAAGCAGACAAGGACCGUAUGCUGUUAGAGCUAGAGAAGGAAUGCUUGGAAGUUUAUAGGAGGAAGGUUGACGAAGCGAGCAAUGCCAAAGCAAGGCUCCAUCAGUCUGUUGCAGUCAAAGAGGCAGAGCUUGCAGCACUCGUGGCCUCCCUUGGAGAGCUUAAUCUUCAUUCCCAGACAGAGAAAAGGUUGGCAUCCCUGAAAGAACAACUUGCGUCAGUUGCUCCAUUGGUAGAAGAUCUGAGAAUAAAGAGAGAGGAGCGCAUCAAACAAUUUGCAGAAAUAAAAACACAGAUUGAAAAGAUCAAUGGAGAUAUUUCUGGUUACUUCCAUUCAAAUGAUGUUGUUGCCAAUCACUUUAAUGUGGAUGAACAUGACUUAUCAUUGAGAAAGCUUAAUGAGUUUCAGACACAUCUUCGUACCCUGCAAAAGGAGAAGUCUGACCGCCUUCAUAAGGUUCUGGAAUAUGUGAAUGAAGUGCAUUGUCUAUGUGGUGUGCUUGGCCUGGAUUUUGGGAAGACUGUGAGCGAGGUGCAUCCUAGUUUGCGUGAGACAGGUCCAGGGCAGUCCACAAACAUCAGUAAUGAUACAUUGGAUGGUCUAGCUCAAACCAUUCUAAAGUUAAAAAUGGAGAAGAAAGACCGUGUUCAGAAGCUGAAAGAUAUCGUGGCAUCUCUUUUUGAGCUGUGGAACCUGUUGGAUGCAUCUGAAGAAGAGAAGAACCGGUUUAGAAGGGUUACUUGCAUCCUUGGUACGUCAGAGCAAGAAGUUACAGCAUCUGGAGUUCUUUCGCUAGAGAUAAUUGAGCAGGCAGCUGCAGAGGUCGAAAGACUGACUAAACUGAAAGCCGGUAGAAUGAAAGAGUUGGUUCUGAAGAAAAGGUCAGAGUUGGAGGAAAUAUGUCGGAGAGCACACAUAGAACCAGAUAUGAGCACAGCUCCUGAGAAGUCAUGCGCGUUAAUCGAUUCUGGUAUUGUCGACGCUUCUGAACUGCUGGCAAACAUGGAGGCACAGAUAAUGAAAGCUAAAGAAGAAUCUAUGAGCAGGAAAGAAAUUAUGGACAGGAUAGACAAAUGGCUUGCUGCUCGUGAAGAAGAAAGUUGGCUUGAAGAAUAUAACCAAGAUGAGAACCGCUAUAGUGCAGGAAGAGGCGCCCACAUAAAUCUAAAACGUGCAGAACGAGCUCGAGUGACUGUAAACAAGAUUCCUGGUAUUGUAGACAAUCUGAUGAGCAAAACAUUUGCCUGGGAAGACGAAAGGAAUACGCCGUUCCUAUAUGAUGGGGUCCGUUUGGUAGCAAUUUUGGAGGAGUACAAAAUCACCAGACAGCAGAGAGAAGAGGAGAAGAGACGAUUCCGGGACCAGAAGAAGUUACAGGAUCUGCUCCUUACAGAGAAGGAAGCCAUGUAUGGGUCCAAGCCGAGCCCGAAAAGGAGCAACAGUUUCAAGAAGGCAAAUGGGAUACGUGCGAAUGGAAAUGGGUCAAUGACUCCCAUGCCUCGGCGAGUUUCUAUUGGCAGUGCCACACCAGAGCUUCUGACUCCACGGUCCUAUUCAGGACGUCAUAACGGAUACUUCAGGGAAACAAGAAGAUUGUCGACUGCACCGCUAAAUUUCGUCGCACUAUCAAAGGAGGAUACCAUCUCCUUUGCUGCAUCAGUCUGUGGUUCUGAACCAGGAUCUCCUCCUCAGGGUUAAAUCCUCCCGCCCGCAAUGGAAACACGUAACAACCAAAAUGGCAUAUUGACUGUAAAUUGGAUUGAUGGAGAGAAGGAAAUAUUGUGAAUAAGAAAAAUGUAUACUAGUGCUUUGAUGCGUGCUAGUUAACAUUGACAGGCUUGAAUUUGGGUCCCAAUGCUAGUUGAAUUCGGUGGGCCACCGAUGACUCAAUGGCUGGGUCCCACCACUAAACAUUGAUGGGUAUCAUGUAGAAAUUUGUGUUCAAAAUGCGAAAGUGCUGACCAGAACGGCCUUGGUGAGAGUUGUUGAAAUAUUGUUAGUCUUGUGCUCUUAUAAGGAACACGUCCUUUUCUUUUGCUGGGUUUGUGUACAUAUUUUACAAUUUUAUAUAUUUUUUUAAUGAGGAUUGUAGUUGCAGUUGUAAUCUGUUGAAACGCCAGAGUUCAAGCUUGGAUCCGUACCCUUUAUGCUAGUGUCUGCUGGGUUCAUGUGUGUGAGAGAAGGAAGAUGGUCUCUGCAUGUGUCCUCUCUCAAUGCAGAUGGGUUUUGGAGUAUGUUCAAAUAUACAAUUGCCUCUGUUGUGAGCUGCCAGGAGUGGCAGAGAUCUGCCUUUGCCUUGAC
This is a messenger RNA of Magnolia sinica, 2827 nucleotides long. Its product is annotated as 65-kDa microtubule-associated protein 6. Gene Ontology annotation, cellular component: cytoplasm; spindle. Gene Ontology annotation, molecular function: microtubule binding. The transcript has 12 exons. The record is from RefSeq and is a predicted model, not a curated record. Bases 428 to 2224 code for a protein of 598 amino acids. NCBI's taxonomy places the organism in Eukaryota, Viridiplantae, Streptophyta, Magnoliopsida, Magnoliales, Magnoliaceae. Gene Ontology annotation, biological process: microtubule cytoskeleton organization.